Rhinopithecus roxellana (golden snub-nosed monkey) is the source of this 3638-nucleotide messenger RNA. RefSeq names its product SP100 nuclear antigen (gene SP100). Gene Ontology annotation, molecular function: DNA binding; protein binding; DNA-binding transcription factor activity, RNA polymerase II-specific. The record is from RefSeq and is a predicted model, not a curated record. Gene Ontology annotation, cellular component: nucleus. Gene Ontology annotation, biological process: regulation of transcription by RNA polymerase II. The coding region runs from base 396 to 2552 and encodes 718 amino acids. NCBI's taxonomy places the organism in Eukaryota, Metazoa, Chordata, Mammalia, Primates, Cercopithecidae. The transcript has 25 exons.
ACAAACAAGUGGACUCCCAGGAGCUGGCCCUGCUAGUCCCCUGGGCCCUCCUUCCCUGGUCCUGCAGGUCUUGCUGCUUGUCAGGCCUCUCCUCCAACCCUCUGCCACAUGUCAGAAAAGCUGAGAACCCCUUGUAGUGAAAAAGGAGGAGAAACACAGUGUUCAUAGCCAGCAGGAGGUUAAAUAAAUACUUUCACUUCUCUUUUCCCCAUUUGGGCGGAGCCCUUUCUGAGUCAGUCUGUCGGCUGACUUCCUGCUUGGGGCCUGGGCAGCCACACUGCACACAGGCUGGGCCCACGGAGGGGCUCAGAGGCCAGGCUCUGAGGCCCAGGCAGGGCCUAGGGUGAGAAGAUGGCAGAUGGUGGCGGCGACCUGAGCACCAGGAGUCUGAAUGAAUGUAUUUCACCAAUGAGAUGAACCAUCUUCCUGCACACAGCCAUAGUUUGCAAAGGAUGUUCACAGAAGACCAGGAUGUAGAUGAGAGAGUUCUCUGUGAUGCUGUAUUCAAGCACUUCAAAAGAUAUAAGGUGGAGAUUUCAAAUGCAAUAAAAAAGACAUUUCCAUUCCUUGAGGGCCUCCGUGACCGUGAACUCAUCACAAAUAAAAUGUUUGAAGAUUCUCAAGAUUCUUGCAGAAACCUGGUUCCUGUACAGAGAGUGGUGUACAAUGUUCUCAGUGAACUGGAGAAGAUAUUUAACCUGCCAGUUCUGGAAGCACUGUUCAGCGAUGUCAAUUUGCAGGAAUACCCUGAUUUAAUUCACAUUUAUGAAAGUUUCAAAAAUGUAAUCCAAGACAAAUUGCCUCUCCGAGAAAGUGAUGGAGAAGAGAGGGAGGAGAGGCCUGGCGUCCAACUAAGUCUUGAACAAGGAACUGGUGAAAACUCUUUUCGAAGCCUGACUUGGCCCCGUUCGGGUUCCCCAUCUCACGAUGGUACAACCCCACCUGAAAAUGGACUCUCAGAGCACCCCUGUGAAACAGAAGAGAUAAAUGCAGAGAGAAAAGGUACAACCAGUGACAAAAAUGGUUCGCUAGGAAGCCAACAAACAAAUGAACAACGUGCCCAAAAGGCUGAGCCAACAGAGUCCUGUGAACAAGUCACUAUCCAAGUGAAUAAUGGGGAUGCUGGAAGGGAGACGCCCUGCCCAUUGCCCUGUGAUGAAGAAGGGGCAGAGCCACACAACCAUGGAAUCCAAAUUAAUUCCUGUUCUGUGCGACUGGUGGAUAUAAAAAAGGAAAAGCCAUAUUUUACUUCAAAUGCUGAAUGCCAAGCCCAGGCGUCUGACAUAAUAGUCAUCAGCAGUGAGGACUCUGAAGGAUCCACCGAUGUUGAUGAGCCCCCAGAAGUCUUCAUCUCACCACUGAGAAAUGAGCCUGUGAUCAAUAAUGACAACUCUUUAGAAUCAAAUGAGGAAAAGGAGGGCCAAGAAGCCACUUGCUCACGACCCCAGACUGUACCAGAGCCCACAGAUUACAGAAAAUCAUCUAUAUUCAGAGAAAUGUUUAGGAAAAGAGAAUAUUCUUCUGGCUUGGUUCCCUUAUCAUACGUUGAGACCUCCAAAGGACAUUUGCUCCUUUCUGCAGCGACAGGACAAGACUACAACUUUUCAGACUCCAGUGAGGAGGAGGCGCCCCCAGAAGUCUCAAGCAGGGCACUGAGAAGCAAGCAUGGUGAGAAGGAUCGUGUGACUUCUAGAAGUACAUCUACUUGGGGAAUACCCAACAGGAAGAGACGUUUCAGCAGCUGUGACUUUUCAGAGCUGAGUAAUGGAGAAGAACUUCAGGAAACCUGCAGCUCAUCCCUAAGACGUGGGUCAGGAUCAGAGCUACAAGGACCUGAAAAUGAGAAGUGCCGCUGUGUCAUGUGUUUUCCAAAAGGUGUGCCAAGAAGCCAAGAAGCAAGGACUGAAAGUGGUCAAGCAUCUGAUACGAUGGAUACCAUGGAUGUUGAAAACAAAUCUACUUUGGAAAAACACAGUGGGAAAAGAAGAAAAAAGAGAAAACAUAUAUUUAAAGCAAAUGGUCUCCAAAGAGGGAGAAAGAAACACAGACCUAGAAAACACUUAACUCGGAAUAACAAAGUCCCAAAGGAAAGACGGCAACCAAGAGGAAGAAAAACCAACAAUAGACCUUUGAAAAGAAGAAGAAAAAGAGGUCCAAGAAUUCCCAGAGAUGAAAAUAUUAAUUUUAAACAACUUGAACUUCCUGUGACCUGUGGUGAGGUGAAGGGCACUCUAUAUAAGAAGAAAUUCAAACAAGGAAUCUCAAAGAAGUGUAUACAGAGUGAGGAUGAAAGGUGGUUCACUCCCAGGGAAUUCGAAAUUGAAGGAGGCCGCAAAGCAUCCAAGAACUGGAAGCUAAGUAUACGCUGCGGUGGAUACACCCUGAAGUUCCUGAUGGAGAAAGGAUUUCUGCCAGAACCAUCAAGCACAAGAAAAAAGAGAAUACUGGAGUCUCACAACAAUACCUUAGUUGACCCUUAUAGUCACCUCCAAAGAAGUUUCAGGGUAUUCAUGGGCAAGAGAUCAUCAGUUUUUAUGAAGCCUGCCAGCUGAGCAAAAAGUUCACAGUGUGGGGAUUUUCCUGUGAGACUGCUCCAUGUUGUGGGGGGUAUGCCCUGACACCUCUGCUUUUUUGGGUUUCCUAGAAACCACUUGGUUGUAGACAGAGAAGUUUUCUUAACUUCAGAGCAAGAGUGCCCUCCUUCAUGCACUCAAAAAGGAGAAAGCUAAGGAAAGGUUGUCCCAUUCAAAACCUUGAGAGAAACAAUUCACAGAGCUCCUAUUUUAUGCUACCCUAGGAUUCAACAAAAACUCCUGUCUAGUCAAGGAGAAAACCAGCUUCAAAAAACCAGAACUUCCACCAUGAUGAGAAGUUCAUUUAUUUUGGGAGGAACUCGUCUGCAACACCCAGCCAGGGCAUCCAAGUUCAGGAACACAAUGUGUUAUGUGUUCAUUACCAGUACCUGCACAAAGGUCGGAAGCCACUCUACGUGGUCCAGGGAAGUCACUCCAAAAUUCUGCCAACUACACCAGAAUGUUGACCAAAAUUAAGCCUGUUGAGAAAGAAAUCAUUUGAAAAUGGUUUAUUGAAAGCCAAAUGUGAGGAUCAAUCCAAGAAAACACACCAACAAAGUUGAGAGUGUUCCAGAGUCUGUUACAAGUUGGAAUGAUUUUAUAGGUAGAGUCAGGAGAAGGAAGAGGGACUCCUCACACCAGAAUUGUCCUUUCUCAUUGAAGGAUACAAUAGAGAGGUUACAAUCAUUGGAUACAGAUUGCAACAUACAGGCUCAAAUGUCUUCAUGCAAGACAAUCAGUAAAAUUUUAUGAUUCAGAAAUAAGUCAGCACCCUUUUCAGGGUCAGUGAGGUAUGCAUUAAUCAGUGUGUCAACAACUUGAGGAUCUCAUCAUGAGAUUCAGGAACAGGAUUUCACCAUGAAUCACAAGACCUUCCCAAGGUAGAUUCAUCUGGAAGCCUGUUUACUUUUAAAUUAAAAUGUCAAAAGUGGCCUGUAGGUUUUCGCUAUCCUUUCUCGGCUUGCCAUGUGGAUGCAGAGAAAAGGGGGUCAGCCAUACUUGAAACUUACCCAAUUGUCCCAUAGAACUGAUGUUUAUAGUUUCUUUUGAAUAAACGUGAAACUU